Messenger RNA from Leptomonas pyrrhocoris, 911 nucleotides. RefSeq names its product putative mitochondrial chaperone protein DNAj. The coding region runs from base 129 to 911 and encodes 260 amino acids. The record is from RefSeq and is a predicted model, not a curated record. NCBI's taxonomy places the organism in Eukaryota, Euglenozoa, Kinetoplastea, Trypanosomatida, Trypanosomatidae. The transcript has a single exon.
AGAAGAAGGCAGAGUCUCGCGCUCACGUUGAUGCGAUACUCCUCUUCUUUCGCUCUUUCCUUCUAGCCAAAAACGUAGAAACAUCUGUGCGUGCCGCCGGCAUUUGCGGUGCGCCGCCGCUUCACGCAAUGAUUCGCCGAACCGCGCCGUGGCGCGUCUACGAGAGGUUUGAGGGACACAUUUCCGGCGACAAAGGCCACAUGACGCUGCAGCAGGCCUGCACCAUCUUCGGCUUCCAGCUAAACGACGAGUGGAAGAAGAAGGACGUCAAGAAGCGUUUUCAGAAGCUUGCCUUGAAGUUUCACCCCGACCACGGCGGCACCAGCGAGCAAUUCCAAAUGCUGAAGGAAGCGCAGCACCUGCUGCUCACCCACCGCCACGACCGCGGCACCGACCGCGCCCCACCCGGCAGCAAAACCGACGCGGGCGGCGGCGUAAACUUUCGACGCAUGAACUACGAUAAUUUGACCAACACGAUUCAUCGCCAGACAGCUGACAGGCCGGAGUACCGCUCCUUUAGUCUGCAGGACGUCAUCCUCUUCCUCAUCUUCUUCUCGUGCGUGGGCGGCUACUACGUCUACAAGACUUACACAACGCAGAUGCGGGUACUGAGGAGCCGGUGGAGCUACUCAGAGGACGCGAUCCGCGACGACUACAAAGGCAAGACAGUGUCGGAGACGGCGUGGCAUCCGUGGAUGGCGGACUCCGAGACACGAGACCGCAUGGACGACAUCGCAGUGCUGCAGGGCAGCGUGCGCCGCGAGCUGGUCGACGCGAAGCGCAAGGAGACGCCGCUAGUGUACACGCCGUGGCAGUCAGGUGGGCCCUUUGCACGACACAUGGCCCCGGCACAUCCGACAGCUACGACGGAAGGAGAGCCGCCUGCCGAGGCGCAGCAUCCAACACCCUAA